Centruroides sculpturatus (bark scorpion) is the source of this 1047-nucleotide messenger RNA. RefSeq lists its product as uncharacterized. The record is from RefSeq and is a predicted model, not a curated record. Gene Ontology annotation, molecular function: catalytic activity. The coding region runs from base 1 to 1047 and encodes 348 amino acids. NCBI's taxonomy places the organism in Eukaryota, Metazoa, Arthropoda, Arachnida, Scorpiones, Buthidae. The transcript has a single exon.
AUGCCAUCCAAAAGAGCAACAACAACACUGAGACAAGUGUACAACCUCUCCGACAAUAUUACAACUAAUACAAACAGCCGAAGCAUCAGAAUCUUACAAAUUAAUUUACAGAGGAGCAAAGCGACAAGCUCAUUGCUAAUUGAAAAUGCCAAUAAACUAGAUGCAGACAUACUCCUCAUACAAGAGCCCUAUAUAAUCAAUAAUAAAAUUGUGAGAUUCGGGGGCUGGCAGAUAUUGGCGAAACAAGGGGAAAAAAAGCCAAAGAGCAGGAUUAUUGUUAGGAACGACAACAUUGACAUUGUUCUGGUCCCUCAUCUUUCUAAUAACAUAAUUACAACCACAGUUUUACAUCAGGAGCCAGAGAUAUACAUGAGCAUUUACCUGGCACCUAGUGAAGACUACAUCGAAUCCAUCAAAAAUCUAGAACAAAUUCUAAGAAAAAUAAAUAGUAAGACCUUAAUAGGUGAUUUUGCAUUUAAGUCUCCUGCUACUAUUUGGUUCAGCCCCAAGGAGGAUGAGAGGGGAAGACAAUUAAAUUUAUUAAUGGAGGAAAUGGACCUGGUGUCGGGGAACAUGAGUACUAUCCCCAUGUUUUUUACUGUCUUUGCCAAAAGAUGGAACGACAUAUGUCUGAUAUCCAAUGACUUCAUGCAUAAAAUCAACUCCUGUGAAACCCUUACAACUACUACUACCAGUGACCACAGAAUUAUUUUAACUGAAAUUAAAGGCACAAAAAUACUCAAUAACAAUACAGGCAAAAGGAUACAAACACUCACUAAUUGGGAGCUCUUUCGUGAAAACUUUGCAAGAAAUUGGAGAAACUUCACUUUCAAACCAGCAGAAACAACAGAGGAUGUAGACAGCUGCAUAGACCAUGUUACAAGAGCAAUUCAAUUGGCUGGCCAACAAGCAGCCAGACCUAAGAAAACAGAGGUAAAAAAAGUUUGGUGGACAAGCGAGUUGACAGCAUACAAAAGGAGGGUCAGAAAAAUCAGGAAAAAAAUGGAAAGAUCGAGAAACAAAGAAGAGGAGAAAAGAAUGAAAUAA